UUUUGGCUCUUCAACUGUCUAACAAACCACCCCAAGUGUUCUUCAAAAGGCAUUUGCGAGUCUCCAGUUAGGCUCCUGAAACUAGGGCAAGACGAAUCCACUGUGUGCCUCGUCCCUAAUCAUCAGAAUUUCAGAUAUGCGGCCCUGAGUUACUGUUGGGGAGCUGAUCAGGAGUACAAACUCAUCCAGGCAAGACUCACUGCGUAUCACGCGUCUAUAGAUGUUGCAAGCCUGCCUAAGUCCGUCCAGGAUGCUAUCAAAGUUGCCCGAAGUCUCGAUGGAAUAUCAUAUAUCUGGAUUGACUCGCUCUGUAUCAUUCAGGAUGACGAUGAUGACAAAGGCAGUCAGUUGGCCAAGAUGGGUGACAUAUAUCGUGGUGGCACAGUCACAAUCUCUGCUGCCAGUGCU
Molecule: messenger RNA, 408 nt
Organism: Fusarium vanettenii 77-13-4
Lineage: Eukaryota; Fungi; Ascomycota; Sordariomycetes; Hypocreales; Nectriaceae
Exons: 1
Source: RefSeq, a predicted model, not a curated record